AUGUUAUAAUUACCUAUUAAUAAUAGAACACCAGGAUAAAAUUUUAGUUUUAAUUAGUUUGCUUCUGCACCUAAUUCUCCCGAUAAAAACACACCGAGUACGAUAAAGGAUUAUAUAAAAUAUCGAUAACGAAAUUUGCUGGAUUUUGUUAAAAGUCGAUUAUAGAGUCGGCAAAAUAGUCCAAAAAACCUUUUUAAGGUGGAUCUAAUCUAGUUUGCGAAAAAGAAGUAUGACAGCAUGCCCAGUCCCAUAAUGGGGGAACAUAAAUUUUUAUCAACUUAAAGAUCGAUUGGCGAUUCGAUUCAGAUUGUGAAUGGGUAGGGAAUGACAGAAGAUACAUUAUUUGAUGAAAUAAUUGAUUUGGAGAAUGCGAUUAAUUCGAAUAUAUACGAGAAGAGGGUGAUGGGAUCUUAGAAACAAAUAAAUCAUUCAAUCAUGAAGAAGGAAGUAACUGAAGAUGGUUAAGUGAAAAUUAAUCAAUAUACAAUAUUACAGGAACUUGGCAAGGGAUCGUUUGGGAAGGUGAAGUUGGCUAAGGACAACAAUAGAAAAUAUGCAGUGAAAAUAUGUGAUAGGAAGAAGUUAAAAUUAAGGUUACUGUCAAGCAAAAUGGAUGCCUAUUCAUUGUUGGACAAGGAGAUCGCAAUAAUGAAGAAGGUGGAUCACGAAAACAUAGUGUAACUGUAUGAAGUAAUUGAAAAUCCGAAUAACGAUAAAUUGUAUUUGGUCUUGGAAUACAUGGACGGACCUUAACUCUUAUCAAUUAAAAAUACGAACAUUGAGACAAUUUGGAGAUUAUUUCGAGAUUUCAUGUUGGGACUAGAAUAUCUGCAUAAUUUCGCCAAUAUUGCCCAUAUGGACAUUAAACCUGAAAAUCUACUGUUGAACUAGGAACUGAGAUUGAAAAUAGCUGACUUCGGAGUCUCGUAAAUUAUGGAUGACAAUUUGGUCAAGUCUAAAAUAGGGACAUCAGCUUAUCAACCUCCAGAAGUGUUCACUGAAGACCAAGUAAGAGGCAAGCCAAUCGAUGUUUGGGCUGCUGGGUUGACUUUGUACCAGUUAGUAUAUAAUGAGCACCCUUUUAUUUCGUUAAGACAGGAUCAAUUGAAGAAUAACAUUCUCACUCUAAACAUCAAGUGGAGGGAAACUUCAGACUUAACAGAUUUACUCAAAAGAAUGUUAGACAAGAAUCCCAACACUAGAAUUACAACCUAACAAGUGUUAGAACAUCCUUGGGUGACCAAAAAUGGUCGGUUCCCUCUAAAAAAUGAGUACCAAGGCAACUUUUGUGUUACUGAGAAUGACAUUCAUAAUGCCAUCACAAGGUUGUCCUUCAACAUGGCUAUUAGAACUUUAAAUAAAUUGAAAUAGAAGCUAAAUUAAUCUCGCUAGCGAUUAAAAUAAAGAAAGGCUUAGGAAUCAUGA
Molecule: messenger RNA, 1425 nt
Organism: Paramecium tetraurelia
Lineage: Eukaryota; Ciliophora; Oligohymenophorea; Peniculida; Parameciidae
Exons: 4
Biological process (GO): intracellular signal transduction; protein phosphorylation
Cellular component (GO): cytoplasm
Molecular function (GO): ATP binding; protein serine/threonine kinase activity
Source: RefSeq, a predicted model, not a curated record